Messenger RNA from Saccharomycopsis crataegensis, 945 nucleotides. Its product is annotated as undecaprenyl diphosphate synthase family protein. Gene Ontology annotation, cellular component: endoplasmic reticulum; lipid droplet; dehydrodolichyl diphosphate synthase complex. NCBI's taxonomy places the organism in Eukaryota, Fungi, Ascomycota, Saccharomycetes, Ascoideales, Saccharomycopsidaceae. The record is from RefSeq and is a predicted model, not a curated record. Gene Ontology annotation, molecular function: ditrans,polycis-polyprenyl diphosphate synthase [(2E,6E)-farnesyl diphosphate specific] activity. Bases 1 to 945 code for a protein of 314 amino acids. The transcript is spliced from 5 exons.
AUGUUCUCAUAUUUUGGACAUUUGUUUCUUACAACAUUGUACGCUUAUUUUGGGCUUACUUGUCGUUUUAUCAGAAACGCUCCAGGGAUUAGACAUUGCAUCGAUCUUGUCAAUAGUAUAUUGUUGGCAGCGCUUAGAACUGGACCGCUUCCGAAACAUGUGGCAUUUAUCAUGGAUGGUAAUAGGAGAUUUGCUAAACAUAAGAAAAUUCCCGUAGAAGGAGGACAUUCUGUUGGAGCAGCCAGAUUAGUGAAAAUUCUAACUGCAUGUUAUAAUUUGAAAAUCAAAGAGGUUUCGGUGUAUGCGUUUUCAAUUGAGAAUUUCAAUCGGUCAGAAGAAGAAGUGAAAAAUUUGUUUAAUUUGUUAAGGGACAGGUUGACUACCGUUACCUCCGAUGAUAAUCAAUCUGCUUUGGAUAUGGGCCAGAUUAAAAUCAGGGUGAUUGGAAACAAGUCAAUGAUUCCUGAAGAUAUUUUGAAAGACUUGGAAGAAAUUGAGGAAAAAAAGAAGCAUUAUACAGGCGGCAUAUUAAAUAUUUGUGCCCCGUACACUUCUAGAGAUGAGAUAUGCUAUUCUUUGCAACAAAUCACCAGCGAUGCAUCCGAUGGUAAUAUCGAAAACGUUGCUGUCAUUGACAGUGACUAUGUCAGGGAUCGCUUUUAUUAUGGUCCUGAUUCCGCUCAUGUGGAUUUGUUGGUCAGAACCAGCGGGGUCACAAGACUUAGCGAUUAUUUGUUGUGGCAAUGUAAUGAAAAUUCUACCAUUCAUUUUACCGGAACCUUGUGGCCGGAUUUCACCAGUAUUGAACUCCUCAGAAUUUUGGUUGAUUGGUCUUUCAACAGGUUUUUGAAUCUAGAUGAUCCGGAAUCAAGCCAGAUUUUCAAGAGUGUUCCUUUAGACACCCUCCAGAAGCCACCACCUCUUGCUACCGUGACUAAGAAUUGA